CCGGCCUCCGAGAAACAGCGGAAGAAGCUGCUGGCCAAGGUAUCCGGCACCAUUCCCAAGUGGCCUCAAAAGCCCUGGACUGCACUGUACGACAUGAGAAAGCUCUUCAAAUCAGGCCUUGACGAACCGAUGUGCGCCGCUGUAUGGCGGGAUGACGUCUGGUUCGGACAGCAGCGGCUCGAGGGUGUCUGCCCUCGCUUGAUCCGCGCCUGCUCCAAACUGCCCGACAAACUGGCGGUGACGGAGGCGCAGCUGUUGCCGGCGCUGGAAGGCGGCACGCUUUCCGACUGUCUGGCGCACGGCCGGCUCUUCACCGUUGACCUUGGCCUCCUGCACGGACUACGCGACAUCAACGGUCACGAGAUGGUGGCUCCGGUCGGCCUGUUUCUGCUGAACCGAGCCGGCGAGCUAGUGCCGCUGGCCAUACAGCUCUUCCAGAGGCCAGGACCCAACAAUCCGGUGUUCCUAUCGACCGACAAGGGCUACGUGUGGACAGUCGCCAAGAUGUUCUUUAAUAUGGCCGAAGCCCAGUACCAGUACGGCUUUCUGUAUCGAGGCGUCUGCGUGGAAAUGAUGAGCUACGUGGCGCAGUGUACCGAACAGCUCCUGUCACCCUCUCACCCGAUCUACAAGCUGCUGGCGCCUCACCUGACUCCGAUGCUGGCGGCGUCGCAUGCGGCUUCCAAGACCAUGGAUGCAUGGCUGGACAAAUGCACCACAAUGGGAGCCAAGAGUCUGCAGGACGUCAUGACAAAGGGCCUGAGCCGGUACCGGCUGGACAAGCACGGCAACGUGGCGAGGGAGCUGCACAGCCGCGGUGUGAGCAGCCGCGAGCGCCUGCCCCGCUACGGCUACCGGGACAGCGCGCUGCCGCUGCACCGACUGCUGCACAGCUACGUCAGCACCGUCGUCGCGCACUACUACACGUCGGCCGAGAAGAUCCGGCAGGACCACGAGAUGCAGUCGUGGCGAGCGGACGUGGCGCGGCAGGUUGGCGGCGUGCCAGGUCACCAGAGUCUAGGCUUCAGGUCGGUAGGAGGAGAUAUCCGACAUGGUGACCUCUCUGCUAUCCAUCUGCACCAUCGAGCACAGCGCCCUCGCCAACACCGCCUACGACCAGAUGGGCGUCAUCCUCAACUACCCGCUGAAGCUGACUCGACCGCCACCAACCACCAAGGAUGCGCUGUCCGUGGAGAACGUGCUGAGCUACCUGCCGGACCGCGAGAUCGCGUUGGAGCAGCUGGUGACAGCCAGACUGCGCUCUGCGCCCGUCUCCUUCCCGCUGGCGCAGUACCGCACCAGCUACACAUACGACCCGCCGGCCCUCGAGGCGCUCGAGGAGUUCCGGGAGCACCUCCGCAUGAUGUCAGGUCGGCUUCAGCAGCGCCACAAGGACGUCAAGUUGCCGUACCGCGCCCUCGACCCCGACCGGGUGGCAAACUUCCCCAGGGUCGUCUGACGCCUUGUGAUGCGUGCCAGCAGCUAUGUGCCGCUCAGAAUGAGUGUGCUGUUGCGUGAUCCGCUGGAUUUCUGACGAUUUUAUCAGAGUGUAGGAUGCAGGAAUAACUUGUGUGCUUUGUUCUAUGUAGAACCUAUCCAGUUGCACCCUUUGACCUAUGGGGAAGAACCCAGCAUAACGUCUGAACGUCGCGGAGAUAUCGCGAUGCUUUCAGGCUCUGUUUCUCCGACCUAUACGGUAUACGCAUCUUAAUGGUUAUAACUUGGUUCAACUGCCUUCAUUGCAUAUUUAAACGGUGUCGAUGUGCAGUCUGCAAUUGUCUGCAUGGCGAUGAGAUUGCCUUUUCGUCGCGACCCUCGUUGUGCCGCGAAUAGAUCGAGGCCCGGCCUUCA
This is a messenger RNA of Pollicipes pollicipes, 1851 nucleotides long. RefSeq names its product allene oxide synthase-lipoxygenase protein. Lineage: Eukaryota; Metazoa; Arthropoda; Thecostraca; Pollicipedomorpha; Pollicipedidae. Gene Ontology annotation, molecular function: metal ion binding; oxidoreductase activity, acting on single donors with incorporation of molecular oxygen, incorporation of two atoms of oxygen; protein binding. The record is from RefSeq and is a predicted model, not a curated record. Gene Ontology annotation, biological process: lipid oxidation.